This is a messenger RNA of Paraphaeosphaeria sporulosa, 1865 nucleotides long. RefSeq lists its product as uncharacterized. The coding region runs from base 117 to 1514 and encodes 465 amino acids. The record is from RefSeq and is a predicted model, not a curated record. Lineage: Eukaryota; Fungi; Ascomycota; Dothideomycetes; Pleosporales; Didymosphaeriaceae. The transcript is spliced from 4 exons.
AUUUCCAAAACCGUAAACCGUCACACAAAUCAACUUCUUCCUCACACAUUUGCUCUCGAACUCACCGCAUAUACUUCUCUUCAUCGCCAUCCAUCGAAAGCCCGUUCUAAUCAACCAUGGGUGCCGACAUCGUUGCAAACCCGCCGCCAUCUGCGUCUGGAGAGUCCAAGUCGAGCCGCAAGAAGCGUGCGAAGGCUGAAGCCGCCUCAGCAACACCCACUCUGCCUACUGCCGACAAAGCGACUUCUGAGCUAGGAGCCAACAGCUCUGACGUGGCAGGCAAGGCCAAUGGCGGGGAAGAUAACCUGUACAUCAGGGAGCUUCAGAAGAAUGUUCGCAACGUGAACAAGAAGCUGAACGCUAUGAGCAAAGUCACCGAGAUCGUCGCCGCGAACCCUGACGUAUCCCUCGAUGAGCUUGUCUCUACACGCAAGAUCAACGCCGACCAGCGAGCCCAAUAUCAGAAGCGCCCGGCACUCCAGAGCCAGCUUGCGCAGUUCGAGGAGCAGCUCGCUGCGUACAAGAAGUUCGAGGAGGAGCUCCAGAGCAAGGCAGCUCAAGAGAAGGAGAUCCUGCAGAAGGGACACUCGGAGGAGCUUGUGAAGCUGAGGGACACACUCAAGGAGGAGGCUGCGCUAGAGGUCAAGAAGACCUUUCGCGAGCAAUUUUUGACCUUGUCUCGUUUCCUGCGCGCUGCGGCUGCUCGACGUCAGCUGCCAGAGGACGACAGCAACGAGCUCACCAAGGCCUUCGAGGGAGCGCUUCUGCAAGUCUAUGGCGGUGAUCCUUCCGCUGUAGCCGCGGCUGAGAAGCUGAUUGAGGGGUCACACGACAGUGUGCCUUCAACGGACGGCGAGAUCCUCAGCGUCACUUACGCCCAGGUCAAGCAGGCUGCUCUUGAGGAAGCUCCUUUCGCCGCCGAGGAGGCGUGGGCAGACGAUGUCGCACAGUCUCAGCCCACGGCCCCCGAGACCGACUCGCCCGCGGCCAUCUCCACAGACCCAACUGUCGCCCACGCAGGACUGACCGAAAUCGGCACAACCACCGGUACCGUAACUGGCGCAGAGUUGGACACAUCGAACGCUCCUGCAGCCUCAAGCGUAGAUGCUGGUGCGGCCAACCAGGCUGGAGGCGACUGGGACAAGCCGGGCCCUGGUUCCGACGACCCUCUCGCUGAGUCAUUCGAGAUCGUUCCUCGUAACCCCGCUGAGACCGAGACACCGGCUGCGCCUGCCGCUGUCAAUGUCACCCAGAGCUGGGCCGAUGAUACACCCGAGGCGGCACCUGCAGCUCCUGCGGACGACGGAUUUCAGAGUGUUUCACACAACCGUGGACGUGGACGCGGUGGACACCAAGGAGAGGGCCGAGGUGGUUAUCGUGGAAGGGGAAGGGGCGGCCCGCGUGGUGACUUCGGCGGACGGGGCCGAGGUGGACGUGGCCGUGGAGAUGGCUUCCGUGGUGGUCCUCGAGGCGGAGGCUUCCGCGGAGGACGAGGUGACUCGUCGCAGCAGUAAAACAAGGCAGCACACGCCCCUUCUCUUCUGAGCACACUCUUGCACGAUUGGAAUCGGGGGUUUGGAAGUUGAUUCCACUAACUCAUUGGGUCGCUUCUUUCGCUGUUUUACUACACUGUUGUACUGGCAUGUUUGGAACAUCUGUCUGAGCGGAUCGCAUGGAAUGUGGGCAUCAAGCACUACAGGAACGUGCAUGAAAGAGUGUACAGCCUAGUCGUCUUCACAGCAUAGCAUCGGAGCCUUGGUAUCUUGGUUUCCUCGGGUUUUGGGCCAUUUUGUAAAAUAGUGGCUACGGGAUGCGGGUGCUCAAAAUCAAUGGGCUUGUAACAAAAUGCAACUCGUUCCCGACCG